GUGUGAUAGGUGAAUGACAGAUGGACUGUCCUGUCCUUGUGUGUAGUGUGUAAAAUAAAAUGCAAUGCAUGUUGCAUUAUUUUAUUGUCGGUUUUAUUUAUUUAUGACUGAAAUUCUAUAUUCAAGCUUCUUAAAUACAAAAUAUUUUACAUUCAGUAUAAAAAUACAAAGUUUUAUGUAAUAGUGCGUUUAUGCUUCGUUCCAAUUAGAACAAAAUGGAAGAGGAGAUAAGAUGUUUUGUUUGUAAAGAAUUCUACAGGGAACCAGUGUUACUACCUUGUGGGCAUGCACUUUGCAGAGUUUGUGCUGUCAAUUUGCAGACCCACAUACCAGAAGGAGAUAACUCUGCAGCCUCUAACGAUUACCAAGAAGCGGACAAAGCCUCAGUAUCUAGCGAAACUGACAGUGGAGUAGUAUGUGGAUCAAGGCCUAAUAGUUACGCAGGAACCCCGGCAGUGCCCGCGUAUUCGAGUGCGGCGUUCACAAUAACUUGUCCAUCCUGCAGUAAAUUAGUUUAUUUGGAUGACAAUGGGGCCGAAGGGCUACCUCCGUUUCGCGUUAUGCGAACUAUUGUUGAGCGAUUCGGUGGUGUUACUGGUGCUCCGCCUGCUGAGGAGGCCUGUCAAAUGUGUGAAGGUGAAAGGCGAGCAGCCGUAGUGAGAUGUGAGCAGUGUUCAGUUCGGUACUGCGCUGGCUGUCGAGACGCCUGGCACCCCACACGUGGGCCCCUGGCCCAGCACGAGCUGCGGCCACUGGGCACCACUUGUGCAGAUCAUGGCUCGCCUCCCGUGCUCUAUUGUAAUGCCUGUUUAGUGCCCAUAUGUCAGCGAUGCCUUGCUGAACGUCACUCUACACAUGAAACACAAGCAUUGUCCACAGCUGCCAGAGCUCAUAAGACUGAAUUAUCACAAUCAUUGCAACAUCUAUCAGAACAAGCCAAAGCCAUGACUGAGUACAUACAGCUAGUUAAAGGAACAGGGGACAAAAUUAACGAGUCUUGUGAAGAAUUGGAAAAACAAAUUGACAAUGCUUGUUCUGAAGUAACUCGUGCCAUAGAGAGGAGACGCGAUGAGCUUAUACGUGCAGCUAGAAACACACGAUCUCAGGCCAUAACCAAUAUGCGCUCCCUUACGUCACAUGCUGCUCAGAAGCUGCGAGAAGCAACAGCUUUGCUCCACUUCUCCAUUGAAGCUCUUAAAGAAUCAGAUCAUGCAGCUUUUCUACAAGUGGGGAACAUACUAUCGGCGCGCGCGCAGGAGACCGCGUCCAAUCUAUGUUCGUCAUUAGACACCCCGCCCACUGCCCCAGCCCUCACACUCGAUGUAGAGCCAGUGCUACGUACCGUCAGAAGUAUGAACUUCGUGGAAUGCAUACCGCCCGGGGCUCCCGAGAUGGCAGUGGAAGCUUGUGCAGCGCGCGGCUGUUCGUGUACGCUCGCGUGGCGGGCUCCGGCACAACCCCAUGCCGUGCGUGGAUACGUGCUGGAACUAGACGACGGGUUGGGCGGCCCAUUCCGGGAAGUAUAUUGCGGACGCGAAACUGUCUGCACAAUAGACGGUUUGCAUUAUGCCUCGUUGUACAGUGCCCGAGUGAAGGCAUUCAACGGAGCCGGCGAGGGUCCCUACAGUGAAGUAAUCGGCCUUCAAACUUCUCCAGUGGCAUGGUUCACAUGGGACGCGCGCUGUGCGGAGGCCGAAGGUGGAGUGACCUUGAGUGCAGACGGGCUUAGUGCGGCAGCGGCGGGCUGGCAGCCUCGCGUCGCGCUCGCAGACCAGCCACUCGCUCGCGGCUUGCACUACUGGCGACUACGCAUCGACAGAUACGAUGGAGACGCUGAUCCUGCCUUCGGAAUUGCUCGGGCGGAUGUCGCUAGGGAUAAAAUGCUAGGUAGCGACGCAUUGGGAUGGGCGAUGUAUAUAGAUGGUUCGAGGUCGUGGUUCGUGCAUGGCGGCGCGCACGGCGGUCGGGCUGCGGGAGGUAUUGCACGCGGUGCCUGCGUCGGUGUACUACUUGAUCUCACUCGUGGCACACUACGUUUCACUGUAGACGACCAACCCCAGGGCGAUAUAGCAUUCACGGGUCUACGGGGAGCGUUCUAUCCGGCUGUAUCAUUGAACCGCGGUGUGGCCGUUACUCUGCAACCAGGCCUACCACCACCACCAGACCUGCUAAUAUCACAACUAUCUAUCGAAUGAAAUCGCAGCUAAUUAUUAUCUCAACAAGAAUGACAUACAUUAGGUAAAUCAAAUUUCGCUAAGUUCUAGAGGUCAUCAUAAUCAUCAUCUGACUCUAUCGUCUCCGAUAUAUUCUGGGCUUCCCAUAAGCAGCUUUUGUAUGCUUCUUUCCAUAAUUUCCUUUUGUUUGGUAUCCAAUUGAUCAUUUGUUUUUUUUUUAAAUGAGCCUUAGAUAUGGUAGAGGAAAAUAUUUGUUUAAAGAAGUUUUAGAACAAGGUAUUGUCCAUAAAAAUUAAGGAUUGACACAAGUUGCAAUUUGAAAUGCAUUUUGAUUAUUUUCUUCAAUCUGUGUUUCCAUUAUUGACAUAUAUAGCAGAAAACGUUUCUGGGAGUGGUUUGCCUCUCUUUGCUUAAUAUAAGUAUCAGAAUUGCUGCUCUUGGCAAAAUUAAUGUCGUUUUUUGCACAUGUCUGUAUGGCCGACAGCAUAAUUUAGUAAUAACGCUAUGAGCGCUCCAGUCAUCAUUUUGUAAUAUCAUCACUAAAUGACAACUUUAUGUGUGGUGGGCUUCACAAAGGGAAGUCCCAGUAAUAAAUGUCGGGGAUAAACUACUGACAGCUUUACAUUUAUAUAAAGUUCUGUGAAUAAAAGUUAAACUUGUUGCUAUCGAGAUUCAUAUCAAUUUCUUUUAAGUAUAAUAUGUACAAUUAAUUAUCACGCCAACGUGAACGAAAAGUACAUUUUAUUAAGAAUAACGCACAUUAUAUCUAGUAGAAACUUUUGAUUCGUAAUUAUUAUUAAGGAGUUCAAUGGCCACAUGUAUUUGGUUAUAUUUUGUACUUAUUUAAUACGCCUACUUAAAUACGCAAUAGAGUAUCGAAUUUACAUUAAGGAUUGUUAUUAAAUACAUAUUUUGUAAUGGCCCAUAGUUGUAAGCUGUGUUUAAAACGUAUAAAUUAAUGUCACUUAGAUAGAUAUUAGAAUUUGGAAUGUGUGAAAUUGGUUUGUUUUUCAUAUAUUAAUAUUUUUAAAACGGUAUGCCAUAAAAUGCUAUUAAUAUAUGUAACAUUUAAUGGAGUAUACAAAAUACUUCUGUUUAAGUAAAUCUUUAACAUGUACUUAAUAAUUUGAUCUCUUCAAUUGAAACAUUAUUUAGUCAUGCAUGAAAUAUGAUCAAAAUAAUUUAAUGUUAUGACCAACUAAUACAUGACAAUGUAAUUUAAUUUCGUGAUUUUAAGUUAUUGUUAUUGUUUUAAUCUGAUUGACCAGAUGAGUAUGUCGGGGGACCUGAAAAGUAAUUAGAAUGAUUCCAAUACCCACCAGAACUAUCCGCCAAUUGAUGUUUCUUUAUUUGUAAGACAGCUAUAUUUUUUAUGCCUAUUUAUAUUUAUGUGAUGAACUGCCUAUGUUAUCUUUAAUAAACAUGUGUUCAAAAUUUAACUAAUGAUAUUCGUUUUUUUAUUAUUUCAUAUUAUAAGGGGCCGUCCAAUACUUACCUUAAACUAGUAGGUAACUUAACAUGCAGUCGAGUAGUUAUUUCAAUUAUAUAAAAACCUCAAACGAAAACGGUUCCUUUGGUGAUGGUCAAGUAAGCACCUACAUACUUAUCAAAAUAAGGAUGCAACCACCUAAACUGUAACGACGAUGUGCAUAAAUUGCCAGUUAUACCCAGUACCUUUGCAUAUUGUGACACACGCUUUCAAAUUAAUGAAACUUCUUUAAAUAUUCCACUGUCGGUAAAAUGGGGAGAACCGGUGAAUAGAUACUAGUAAAAUUCAUCAACAUCUAUUCACCACUUUUGUGUUUCUAUUCUACUCGUUAUACGGCACAUCUUCGUGUUCCAGAUCGUUCAUGAAUCGACACACGAAAAACGACGAAGUACGUUCGCUAUGUAUACAUCAGAAUCGCCGUUUCUAAAUUAUUUAUUUUGUUCUUACCUAGAUGGUCACUGUAAAUUUAUAUCUACAUAUCCUAUUAAUUAACGAAUUGCUCUGUAACACCCUGGUUACAAUCGAAGAUUUUAUGUACCGUAAAACGGCGUCAGUCGAAUUUAAGGGGUGAAUAGAUGUUGACGAAUUUUCCUAGUAUCUAUUCACCUCUCUUCUGUGUCUAGUCACCCCGUUUUACCGGGUAAAUAAAUUAAAUCACAGGUGAAUAGAAUUUGAGAAGAU
Molecule: messenger RNA, 4344 nt
Organism: Spodoptera exigua (beet armyworm)
Lineage: Eukaryota; Metazoa; Arthropoda; Insecta; Lepidoptera; Noctuidae
Source: the annotation of a GenBank genome assembly